Molecule: messenger RNA, 998 nt
Organism: Drosophila bipectinata
Lineage: Eukaryota; Metazoa; Arthropoda; Insecta; Diptera; Drosophilidae
Gene: Phyhd1
Product: Phytanoyl-CoA dioxygenase domain containing 1
Source: RefSeq, a predicted model, not a curated record
CGGACCUUCACCCUCUUUCGCUCGCAGCUAAACGAGAAUGGCUACAUCGUCAUCGACGACUUCCUUACGCCCGAGGAGGUGGACUCCCUCUUCCAGGCGGGCAGGGCCCUCUGCAUGGAGGCCCCACAAACAAACCGCAAGAUCUUUAGCACCAUCAAGCAGGAGGACGCCCAGGGCAAGGAGCUGUACUUCAUGGAGUCCGGCGACAAGGUGCGCUACUUCUUCGAGAAGGGGGCGGUCGGCGAGGAGGGCCAGCUGCUGGUGGAUCCCAUGAUCGCCCUCAACAAGGUGGGCCACGCCCUGCACGUGGAGCACCCCACCUUCAACGCGAUUACCUUCAGCAACCGGGUGCGGGAGAUCUGCUGGCAGCUGAACUACAACCGCCCGGCCGUCUGCCAGAGCAUGUACAUCUACAAGAACCCCGGCGUGGGCGGCGAGGUGACGCCGCACCAGGACUCCUGGUUCCUGCACACGGAGCCCAACUCGGCGGUAGGCUUCUGGCUGGCCCUCGAGGACUGCACCCUCCAGAACGGCUGCCUCCAGUUCAUCAAGGGCUCGCACAAGAGCGGCGUCCACAGGCGCUACAUGCGUAACCCAGAUCCCAGUGCCAGCGAGCUGAUGGUGUACGACCGGGCGGCGCCCAUCUAUCCCCAGUCCAGCUUCACGCCGAUGCAGGUCAGCAAAGGAACCUGCAUCCUCAUCCACGGCAACGUGGUGCACAAGAGCGAGCCCAACCGCUCGCAGAAGAGCCGCCACGCCUACACCUUUCACGUAAUCGAGACUGAGAACAACGUCAAGUAUUCGGAGGACAACUGGCUGCAGGCGCCGGAGGGCAAGCCAUUCCCCGUGCUCUUCGAGCGCAAGGCCUGAGCCGGGUCGUGAUUUUCGUAUUCUCGCUAUAAGUUUUACCUUAAUCUAUGUAUGUUCUCUACGCCAAGUCGCCAAACACAAAGUAAAUUAAAUAAUAUGUUAAAAUAAAAGAUUCUUUUUAAACUCAA